This is a messenger RNA of Macadamia integrifolia, 2689 nucleotides long. Its product is annotated as protein OCTOPUS. Lineage: Eukaryota; Viridiplantae; Streptophyta; Magnoliopsida; Proteales; Proteaceae. Bases 441 to 2501 code for a protein of 686 amino acids. The record is from RefSeq and is a predicted model, not a curated record. The transcript has a single exon.
UAGACGGAGAGACUAUCUAUGCGUAUGUUUAUUUAUUUAUUUAGAUUUUUAGAUUUUUUAUUUUCCUAAAGAGGAGGAAAGAAAUAGAAGUAGAGAGAAGAAGCAAAACAGCAAAGAACUACACAAUCUACACAGAUUGCAGAGUGAGAAAACAAAGAUAAAACGAAUAGAGAUUAGAGAGAGAAACAGACCCUUUUAGAAAGAGAAGGGUUUUUCAGUGGGUUUUGUUUGUUUUAUUUUUCUCUCCUCAUUCCUCAAUUGUCUUCGUCUCUUCCAUCUCUAUCUCUCUCUCACUCUCACUCUCUGUGAAAGUGUGAAGUUAAGCUUCGUUGCAAUCGAAGCUCCCUCUUCCCUCAUUUCUGCUCUCAGCAAAUCUGUACCGUUACAAGUAACAUGAGCAGAAGCACCACGGGUAGGGUGUGCAUUGUACGCCAUUUGUUAUGAAUCUGGAGCCCCAAGCUCAGCGCCUCACCUCCUGCGACCGUCACCCGGACGAGAGCGUCACAGGCUUCUGCGCCUCAUGCUUGCGCGAACGCCUCGAAGGUUUGGACCCGGCGACCCGCCGAGGGAAGACCAACAACCCUGCCGCUUCUUCUUCUACCACUUCCACAGCCGCCUCCGCUCUCAAAGCCAUAUUCAAGGGCUCUUCUGCUGCUGCUGAUAGUGGCAUCCCUAAUCCCCGGAAUAAACCCUCCUCCUCUUUCUUUCCCGAACUCCGUCGUAGCAAGUCCUUUUCCGGCGGAAAAGGUGAGGGCUUCUCCGGUGUUUUCGAGCCUCAGCGCAAGUCCUGCGACGUUCGGGGUCGGAGCACUCUCUGGUCCCUCUUCAACCUAGACGACGAAAGGAAGGCCGAAAACAACCACAACAACAAGAAGGAAGCCUCGGCCCGGGGAGAAGUUGAGGUCGAGACCAAAAACUUAGGGUUUUCUGGGGUUGGAGGACCCGUCUUCGAGUCUGGGGAAGAGGAAGAGGAAGAAGAAGAAGAAGAAGAAGAAGAGAAUGACGAGGAGAUUAGGGUUGCCGAGGAGCCCGCGGUCCCUAUUGUGAAUCCUGUGGUUGUUGUUGACGAGAGACCCCCAGAGAUCGAAGAGGAGGAGGAGGAGGAGGAGCAGGAGGUGGAGGUGGAGGUGGAGCAGGAGCAGGAGCAGGAGCAGGAGCAGGAACAACUGGUGGAAGAGGAAGUGAAGACCAUGAAGGAUCAUAUAGAUCUCGACGUCCAGAGCAAGAAACCCCCCGGCCGGGACUUGAAGGAGAUUGCCGGGAGUUUCUGGUUGGCUGCUUCGGUUUUCAGUAAGAAAUUGCAGAAAUGGAGGAAGCAGAAGAUAAAGAAGCGUGGCGGUGAUGGUGGUGGCUCGACGACAAUGCGGACACAGAAGCCUGCUGGGAAACAUUGCAGGGAGACGCAGUCGGAGAUCGCCGAUUAUGGGUUUGGACGGAGAUCUUGCGAUACUGAUCCGAGGUUCUCUCUGGAUGCCGGUCGGAUGUCCUUCGACGAUCCACGCUACUCUUGGGACGAGCCCCGGGCUUCUUGGGAUGGUUAUCUCAUCGGCAGCAGGACCCUCCCGCGGCUUCCUACGAUGGUUUCAGUGGUAGAAGAUGCCCCUGCCGCCCCUGUUCGAAGGUAUGAUAAUCUGAUCCCCGUGGAGGAGCAGCCCAGAAGUUCCACCGCCAAUGAGGAUGACACCACCCCCGGUGGAUCGGCUCAGACUCGGGACUAUUACUCCGAUUCCUCCUCGUCGCGAAGGAAGAGCCUCGACCGUUCCAGUUCCAUUAGGAAGAUGGCAGCCGCUGUGGUGGCAGAGGUUGAUGAGACUAAGUCAGUUUCGAAUGCAAAGGUGUCUCCUGCGACCAUUGAUUACGUCCAUGGGACGAAGUUGUCUGUUACAGACAGAGAUUUGAAGGAUUUGAACUUGAAAUCGAACUCUAACUCUCUGAGAGAUGACUGCUCGGAGAGCUUUGAGUCUGUCAGAGAUGCAGCUCCUGUCGUGGGUGCUCUUGAACGGAAGGGUUCUAAGAAGUCCCGGAGAUGGAGCAAGGCAUGGAACAUAUGGGCUUUGAUUCACAGACGCAACGGCAGCAAGGAUGAUGACGAGGACGAGAGAUAUUGCAGGGGAAAUGUAGUGGAGCGCUCCCUCUCUGAGUCUUGGCAAGAGCUGCGGAGGGAUGCCGAUGGAGAUGCCAGAGGGGCCUUCAACAAGAAGGUCUUCCGCAGCAAUAGCAGUGUCAGCUCCAGGAGUUCCUUUAGCAUCGGUGGUGGCGGUGGUGGCUCACUUGGCAGUCUGAGGACAAGUGGCAGAGAAGCUAAUGGGCAUGGGAAGAAGAGGAGAGAUGAUUUUGUGUUGGAACGUAAUCGGAGCGCAAGGUAUAGUCCCAACAAUCUUGAUAAUGGCCUCCUGCGAUUCUACUUGACACCAUUGAGGAGCAGUCGAAGGAAUGGCUCUGGGAAGAGUAGAUCAAAGAAUUCACAUUCUAUUACCAGAAGUGUAUUGCGAUUGUACUGAUUCGAAGGUGCAUCAGGUGUUCAUCGAUCAAGUGUUGAUUUACCAUUUUUGUUGUGUAAACACAUAUAUAAUAUAUAUCCUAUAUAUUUCUUGUUGGAUAGAUAAAAGCACAUGUUGAUGUUGCCUUCUCCCAUGCUUAGCAUGCUUUUGUCAAUCUCGUAAAUAAUGAGAAUUUCCAUAUUUCUUCA